Pseudopodoces humilis (Tibetan ground-tit) is the source of this 3031-nucleotide messenger RNA. The record is from RefSeq and is a predicted model, not a curated record. Lineage: Eukaryota; Metazoa; Chordata; Aves; Passeriformes; Paridae.
CGGCCCGGCCGUAGCGGAGCGCGGAGCGGCGGCGGAAGGGGGGCCAUGGCCGACCCCAGCCACAUCCAGUCGGCCGCCUCCAAGAGCAUCCGCCCCUUCCGCUCCAGCGAGGAGUACCUGGAGGCCAUGAAGGAGGACCUGGCUGAGUGGUUCAACACCCUCUACGACCUGGACAUCCAGGUGGACACCUUCCUGGAGAGCCUGGAGACGGGAUGUCACCUCUGCCGCCACGCCAACAACGUCAACCGCACCGCCCUGGACUUCCAGGAGCGGCACCCGGAGGCGGCCGCCCGCAUGCGAGUGCCCCAGAACGAGGUGGUCUUCCAGGCCAAGAACGUGGUGCCCGGCUCCUUCAUCGCCAGGGAUAACGUCUCCAACUUCAUCCAGUGGUGCCGGCAGGACCUGGGCAUCCAGGACGUGCUCAUGUUCGAGACCAACGACUUGGUGUUGAAGAAGAACGAGAAGAACUUUGUCCUCUGCCUGCUGGAGGUGGCCAGGAGGGGCUCCAAGUUUGGGAUGCUGGCCCCCAUGCUGAUCCAAAUGGAGGAGGAGAUCGAGGAGGAGAUGAGGGACCAAACGGCCGACGGCGCGCUGGGCACGCGCCGGGAGAGCCGGGACCCCCAGGCGGGCGCCUACCCCAGCCGGGCCCGGCCCAUCACCCUGUGCGACCUCAAGAACCUGGACGAGCUGGUGCGGGAGAUCCUGGGCUGCUGCUCCUGCCCCUCGCAGUUCCCCAUGGUCAAGGUCUCGGAGGGGAAGUACAAAGUGGGCGACUCCAACACGCUCAUCUUCGUCCGAGUGCUGAGGAGUCACGUCAUGGUGCGGGUGGGCGGCGGCUGGGACACACUGGAACAUUACCUGGACAAGCACGACCCGUGUCGCUGUGCUGCCCUCGCUCACCGCCUGCCCCAGCCCCGCACCCCGGGCAUGUCCCCCCAAAAAGCAGCCCCCGGCACCUCCUCGUCCCGCGCCUCCAGCCCCAGCACCCCCCGGCGCCCCCGGCCCGCCGGGCCCCCCCCGGCCGGGGCGGAGCGGGGUCCCCAGCCCCGGGGGGACGCCCCGAAGCCCCUCAAGCAGGAGGGUUUGCCCCCCCGAGGGGCUGCAGCCCCCCGCUCCGGCUCUGGCAGCCCCUCCAGGAGCCCCGCGGAGCCGCGGGGAGCGCUCAGGCCGCGCGCCCCGGCGCGCUCCCGGCGCUGCUCGGGCGACAGCGACUCCUCGGCCGCGUCCGCGCAGAGCGGCCCCCGCCGCCCCCCGGCCCGCCGGGACCCCGCCGACCCCCCCGGCCCGCCGGGCUCCCCCCGAGCCCCCCGCGCCCCCGCGUCCCCCCGAGGCUCCCCCCGCUCCUCCCGCAGCCCCGCUCCGCUGCUGCUCAUCCGCCGCCGGCCCGACGGGCAGCACUCGUGGGCACGGCCGGAGCCCCCCACGGCCGGGACCGGCCCCGCUGGGGGCUCCGGGGGGCGGCGCGACCCCCGGCCCGGCCCCGGGGACCCCGAGGAGCUGGCGAGGAGGCUGCGGGCCCCGCGCUGGCUGGAGCCCGGGCAGGAGCAGCGGCUGUUCCAGCGGCUGGAGGAGGAAUUCCUGGCCAACACGCGGCUGCUGGAGCAGCUGGGGGACACGGAGAGCGCUCCCCCCGGGCCCCCCGCCACCGCUGACUCGGCCUAUUGCUCCUCGUCAUCCUCGUCUUCCUCGCUGAACGUCUUCGCCAAGCACGGGCUGCCCGCCGAGGACGGGCGGCGGGGCGGGAACAGCGAUGGGAACAGCGGGAACAACAGCGGGAACAACAACGGGAACAACAACGGGAACAACAGCGGGAACAACAACGGGAACAACAACGGGAACAACGGGAACAACGGCGGCUGCCCCCCGCUGCCCUCCAACCCCACCCUGGCAGAUGCGAGGCGCCGCUCCACCUUCUCCAGCUCCUCCGACGAGAGCUGCUGCUUCCCGGCCUCCUGGGACAACCGGGAGACAGCGGGGAACCCGGGCUCCGACACCGACUGGGCGACCGGGGAGGACGAGCUGAUGGAGAUGGAGGAGACCCCCGGGCCCCCUCCGCGGCCCUGGGCCAAGCCCCGGCUGGACACGCAGCCCCACAAGGCGCCGUCCCGGAUCCCCACGCCCCGGGGCUACGGGACAGGCGCCCAGCGGGCCCCGAACGGCAGCCCCAGGGCCUGGGGGGCUCUGCAGAGCGUCCCCCCCUCCCUCCUGGAGCCCCCCUGGAACCCGCGGGAGCGCGGGGGGCUGGAGGAGAACGCGUGGCCGUGAGGGGUCGAUGGCCAUGGCAACUCCUGGUGGCUCCUGGGGACAUCCCCGAGCUGCUGCGGGGGGACUGAGGUGGCUCCUGUGUGGAGGUGCCCGGCCAGGCAAUGGCCACAGAGCUGGGGUGGCCAGGACCUCUUCACUUGGUGGCUGUUGGCAUUGGGGUGGGACCUGCAAGGAGCCCCCAGCCAGGCCCAGAGGGUGCCAGAGGUGUCCCCAGGCCAUGGGGAGCAGCUCCACAGCGGGGGCUGAGCUGGCACCUGGGAACGGGGCUGGAGAGCACUCGGUUCUUCCCUUCUUGGUCUUCAUCUCUCAUUCUUCACUUGUUUUCAUCAUCUUGACCUUUUCUUGUCUUCUCCUCGCUAUUUCUUGUCAUCCUCCUCAUCUCAUCUUCUCUCUCUUCUCUUGGGCUGCCUCCUCCUCCUCUCCUCUUGGCCUUCACCUCCUUGUCCCUCAUCAUCUUCUCUUCUUGACCCUCCCCUCUUUUCUUCUUGGCCUCUUGUCAUCACCUCCUUGGCCACUUCCUCAUCUCUGCAGUCUCUUCUCCCCACCCCUGGGAUGACUUUGGGACAUGUUGGUCACCACUACCCCUAUUUCAGGGCAGGGGGGGUCACUCCUCCCUCUCCAGCCCCCAGCUGGCCACAGCACUGCCCACAGCUCGUGUUGAUGUCCCCAGGGUGGGACAGGGCUGUGUCCCCAGCCCAGGCCACCGUGGCCCCCACCCCUGUGGCCCUGCAUGUCCUCUCCAGCCAGUAAAGACCAACGGAGCUGA